UGCACACAGGUAAGAUGACAUUAAAUACGUAAGAACAGUAUUUACAGUCAUCUUAGUUAAUACUUGAAGCGACCCUACCCACAAUGCUGGCGAUAUUUGUACACCCCACCUUUCAGAAAAUGAUCCCCCAUCCUCAACGAUUGUGUCCUUGCAUUUGGUUUGCACGCGUGGAAUUUUAGAGUGGUGGGAAGGAAAAUUUGAAUAGAAAGAUUUGUCCUUGUCUUUUCUCCUGCAUGCUAUACACAAUUUUCUGCCCCAUCCUUUUCUCAUCAUCUCAGAUUCGAAUGGAGUCAUCACAAGUUUUUCUGUUCUGUUUCAACGCAGUCAUAAAUGUCAACUGUUCAAGGACGGUGCUAUAGUUUUCGUCAUUACGUGUGAGGCUCGAAUACAAUGCAAAUCAAGUUUAUUGCUUUUAAGCACUAGAUAAAAUUCCCAGUGGUUAGGUAGAGUCACUUCAUUCUGCCCGUCAAAUAUCAAACCAAACUGACAACUGAAAAUAGCGGCCAGCUAACGGGCGAAGAUGAAGCCAACUAACAGUGCCAGCACAGUAUUGAAUUGGACAUUACACACCUAUAAAAUAAAAACCCGAAAACGAAAAAGACGAACAAAAUAAAGUUACGAUAGCAACAAGUUAUCAUUGUGGUCUAGUAGCCUUCAGCCGUUUAAGUCUGGUAUGGCGUGUGAAGCGCAGAUCAGUUCAAGUAACACAGACUCCAAUGAUGCAAUCCAAACAACGAACGAGGAAGACGAAUCCAACUACGAAUACGUUACAGUUCCACCCGAUGGAGGAUAUGGCUGGAUCGUUACAGCUGCCAGUUUAUUGUGUUUACUCAUUUCAGAUGGAAUCCUCUUCAGUUUCGGAUUAAUUCUUACGGAUUUGAAACAAGUGUUUGACGUGCCCGUCGCUCAAGUGGCGUGGAUCUUCUCCAUCGUUAAUGGCAGUUCAUUAAUCUCAGGUCCCGUUGCUUCUGCAUUGAGCAAUCGAUUUGGUUUCCGUACUGUCGUCAUAAUCGGCAGUUUAAUUGGUUCUGUUGGACUAUUCACCUCUUCUUUCGCCCAGUCUAUCGAUAGUCUGUUUUUCACGCUCGGCGUGCUUUUCGGAGUGGCAGACGGCCUCGUCUUUACACCCAUCGUCGUCGGGGUAGGUUUCUAUUUCGACAAGAGGCGAGCUUUAGCUACUGGAAUUGCUCUCUGUGGAUCAGGAGCAGGUACUUUUGUUUUUGCUCCAGUCAUCUACUUGCUGCUGGAAACGUACACCGUCAGUGGAGCAUUCCUAAUUCUGAGUGGGAUUUAUUUGAACUGCGCGGUACUUGGAUCGUUGCUCGUUCCAUUGAAACCUCAACGGCGGAAGAAACUGCAGGAAGAUGUAAAAUUGCUUGUUGAUGAUGUUGUGACACAAUCAGUACCGCAUCAUACGUUUAAUGAAGUUGAAAGAGUUGAUCAAAAUGAAGUGACAGUUCAAGAACAACUUGUUAAGAAAACAGUCCAUUCCGGCAAACUGGAACAACAGUGCGCUAGCGAUCCAAUUGAUCAAAAACCAGUUCAAAAACAUUUAGCAAACGUGUUGAAGUUGUUCAAAUUCUCGCUGUUCCGAUCGCCAACUUUUGUUGUCGUUUGUGUCUCUAGUUUCUUUCAGUCAAUCGGAUGGUUUGUGCCGUCCGUGUAUCUGACAGCUCAUGCAACUAAAAUGGGAAUACCAAAAGGGGAAGCCCCUUUUUUGUUAUCCGUUAUUGGAAUCGCCAGCAUGAUCGGUCGCAUUUUUAACGGAUGGCUUGCUGACCAACCUUGUGUUAACUUGCUGUUUUUGAAUAAUGUUGGCUUGUCAGUAGCAGGUGUACUGAUAACUCUUUGCCCGUUCUUCUUCUCCUACGAGUUGCUUGUCGUAUUUUCGGCCAUAUUCGGACUGGCUUCCUCUUGCACUACCGUCGUUCGUCCAAUUUUACUGGGAAAGCUUCUCGGAUUGGAAAACGUCAGCAAUGGUUACAGUUUUAUGCUCGUGUUUUACGGAGUGGCCACCCUCUCAGGAAUUCCUAUUGCUGGUUUGCUUUACGACAUUUUCGGUGAUUAUCAUGUUGCGUUCUAUCUUGCCGGUUCUUCCAUUCUCCUCUCUGCAUUCAUUUGUUAUCCACUGGGAAUGGUCAAUCGCUGGGAAAAGAGGUUAAAUUCCAGUAACUGAGAGACAUUCGUAAUUGUUUGCAUUUAGUGAAUUCCAUUAAUGCUCAUUUACAUCCGCAUACCGAUCAGAUGGCAUUUUACAGUUGUGUUCAUACUUGUUUACAGUCAUGGCGUCAUGACGCAAAUCAAGUUUAAACAAACCUUAAAGUUUUCUAAAUGUUUUUUAAAUUUUUCUUCUUCUGCUUUUUUUUUUCAUAUCGUUUUCUAAUGAAUCUGUAGGAAACGGUAAAAACCCAAACAUUGUGAUUAGAUUGUUCGUAGUUUGUUUAACUAGUCGUUAAUUUUCUUAUCGAUUCGUUUCCUCACAACGUAGAGCCAUUUUUAUUCGUUUUUCGGCGUUCAUGUUUUAAUUUGAUUUGAUAAGAUGGAAGGGUCUUCCCCUCGAUGCCUGAACAAACGUAAGAUAACAAGGAUCGAAUCGAAAGAAAACUCGACACCCGUCGUGAAAAAUUCAGACUUGUAAUCAAUUUAAUCUGAUGACGUGAAAUACGCAAGAAUGAAAGAUAAGAAUAAAUGUGCAACUGUUAAGGUGAA
Daphnia magna is the source of this 2709-nucleotide messenger RNA. RefSeq names its product monocarboxylate transporter 12. NCBI's taxonomy places the organism in Eukaryota, Metazoa, Arthropoda, Branchiopoda, Diplostraca, Daphniidae. The transcript has 9 exons. Gene Ontology annotation, molecular function: monocarboxylic acid transmembrane transporter activity. Bases 674 to 2176 code for a protein of 500 amino acids. Gene Ontology annotation, biological process: monocarboxylic acid transport; transmembrane transport. The record is from RefSeq and is a predicted model, not a curated record.